Messenger RNA from Dictyostelium discoideum AX4, 132 nucleotides. RefSeq lists its product as hypothetical. Lineage: Eukaryota; Evosea; Eumycetozoa; Dictyosteliales; Dictyosteliaceae. The transcript has a single exon. Bases 1 to 132 code for a protein of 43 amino acids. The record is from RefSeq and is a predicted model, not a curated record.
AUGGACGAAAGUAGUCCAUCAAUCGGUAUUUCUGAUGAAAUUAUCUUCGAAAAUGACCCUGGUAAAACACAAAUAAAAAAAAACAAUUCAAAUGUGUCAUCAACAUCAAUCACGAAGCCGACGAUAAAUUAA